GGUAUGUGCAGCCCGUAAGGGUUGGUUAUAUGAAGAGUUCUAGUGCAUUGUGUUGCUUGAUAAACGAUUAAAUAUAAAAAAGCGCCAGGCUUUUAUAAGACAGUUGAGACUUUUGCGGGGCAAAUCGCUUCUGUAUUUUGUGCGAAAAAAGGUUUGUUGAAAACUAGCCAUAAUGUGGCCGAUGAAGCUGGACAUGACACGGGACGAGUGCCGAGGUGUUCUGCGUAGGCUUGAGCUGGAGUCCUAUUCGAGUAUUGUGAGUACAUUUCGUGCACAGGGAGGGCUGUGCAAAGAAAAAGCGCGAAUACUCGAAGAUCUUCGGAGACAGCUACAUAUAUCCCAGGACAGACACAAAGCUGAAGCCCGUCGAGUUGCCAACGAUGAAAAAUUAACAACGGUGGCAGAACUAAUUUCGGGUCCAAACACCUAUCAGGACUGGUGCCGAGAAGGUCGCCGAACUUUCCCCAUAUUACCUCGAACAACACCCUAUACAGCAUUGACCUAUAUCGCGAACACGGUCUGCGAACAGAUUUCCCGUCAAAAUGCCAAAUUGCCACAUCCAUUCGAAACGUGUCAAAACCGAUUAGAGAAAGAGCAAGAGGAGGAAGAGAAGCGGAAAUUACUCGAAGAGAAACAACAGCAGCAGCUUUUGACACAGUCGCAGCCACAACCUGUGCAAUCGGAAGUAGAAUCGACUGAUGUAAUCACACUUACACCACCGUUGGAACCGAAUGCCCAUACACCCAAGCCAGUUGUGACGGAGGAUCCGUUUGUUGAAGCGGCCAACAAGAGUUAUAUAAAUGAUUUGAAGAGAUCGUACCCUAUAGAUCCGAUCUCUCAGCUAUCAGGGAGAGCCCUUGUCGCCGAUAAGUCACCGGUGCGAAAGAAACCUCAGUUAUAUCAGGAACUGCAAAAGCAGGAACCUCUACUUACGCCGAACCCAAUUGUAACGUUCCACCAUCAGCCACCGCAGUCAUUCUCGCUUCAACAGCCACUUUCCCCGCACAAGUCUCUAGCCUCUCCUACUAACUUUGGCACGGCACCGUCGACCAGUAGCAACAUCAAUAAUAAUGUAACAAACAAUACUAAAACACAAGGUAAGAGUGGCAAUAAAUCCGAGCGUUCUCGGAAAACGCCAGCUUCAUCAAGAAAGAAUCAGAACAAAUCGAAAACACCAUAUCAGGCAAACAAACAGUCGAACGCCGCAGGAACAAAAGCUUCGAAAAAUGCAGCAAUGCCGGAACAGCCUUUGUUGCCACAACAGCAGUUGGUUGGAGUUCCAGCAUCCAUUGAUACUAAAACCGGAGCCAAGAAUACUAGCGCGAAUAGCCCACACUUAAUACACUCGUACGCUAGUCCACUACGACCACACAAGGCUGCACAACAUGGUGGAAUUUCGGAGAUUUCAAACGAACCACUGCAGUUACAAAAGCACCUUACGUCCAAUAUCACGUAUCAAUCGCAACAAAGCCAACAAUCGUUCGGUAUGUCAGUAACAGCUCCGCUGAAGUCACCAACGUUUGUUGCUUCCGCAAUUACUGGACAGCAAAUACAAAACAUACCAUCAAAUCUAAAUUAUUCCGGCCAACAGCAACUUCUCCCGUCAUCCAAAAAGGAUAUUCAAUACAAUCUCACCAAGUUGAAUCCCACCAACAACGUUGCUCCGAUGAAGAACAAUUUAAACAUACCGUUGAAGCAGUCCAGUUCAUCCCUUUCGCAAGGAAAAACGCACCCACUAUUGAACUAUCAGAAAAAAUCACCCUCAAAGAAUGUGUUGAUACCGACUUCUUCCGCUACAGCUGCUGCUCUGGCCAGUCUCGGUAUUCCCAAGCCGAUACAAAGAAAAGAUAACCCGUUGCCAGUUGGCGGUAAAUUUCAGGAUGUCGAACAAAUAGGCCAUUUAAAUCCAGCUGAUAUUCCGAACCCGAAAAUCGUAUUUUCAACGGCCGGCAGCAAUCAGCAAGCUGCGCCCAGUAGGCCAUCAGCUGGAAGCCAGAUUACGAUUCUUGAUCAAAUUACAUUGCAUCCACCAAACACGCCAUUGAUCCCGCCAUCUACAGCAGUACCUCAGCAGGUUUCACUCGCCUCUUCAUCCGUAACAUUAGCCAAUUUUGCAACAAACACGAUAACGCCGAUCACACCAAUCAGUGUAUCAGCGCCUUUGAAACCGAUCGGAACGACGGCUGCCAGCAAAAUAGUUGCACUGAAGGGGCCUAAUUUGGCUGGUUUCACUCCAGUCAAGGGUGGAAACAAAUUGUCCGUGCACAAACUGCAGCUGGUCCCCAUCGGUCAACCGGGCGGUAAAAACAACGUAAUUGUGCUUCCAGCAAAAACCGCUACGGCUUUGAAUCCAGGGCAAAAAAUUACUAUUCCGAAAAGUGUCAUAGACACGAGCUCAACCGUUAGUCCACCGAAAGUUAUCGUUCAACAGCAGCCUGAUUUGAAUAACAUAGUUGUUCUGGAUAUUGGUUCGGAUCAACAGAAGCUCAAGGCGACCAAUUUGAUUGGUCAGCAGCAGCAGAACUUAUCAGCGAGUGUCAAAUCGGUCAUCACAGAGGACACGCCAGUUGAUAUUGUUACAACCCCGUUGGAUGUAGUAACAGGAGCGGUUAAGUUGCAAGAGCUCUCGAAAGGCUUCCAUCCGAUGUCCGCGGCUGGUUCUCCGUUGACUGAAAAAAUGGUCAAACCUCAGCCAACGUAUUCAUCCAGCACCACGAUAGCGGCAACGACCGUCUCCAAAUACACCACAAACAGCGCAACAAAAACCACAAAAUUUGAAGCUGAUAGCACAGCCUCUGGACCGUCGCUGACAGUCACCCGCAAAACGAAAACAAAUCAUCGUUCGACGGCAGCAGUGUCCGCCUCCCCGAGCACCGUUGUACAAAGUAGCAAAUCUACAAAACUGAAGCCAACCGCUGCUGUUGCUAGCUCUACAACUACCCCGGCAGAGGAGCCACCCUCGACAAGCAGAGCGUCAGUGAUGAGCACAACCGACUGGGAAUUGGAACUGGACCAAGCGAAUCAGAUUACCCCACUCAAGACCAGCAACGUAAUCGCAAAAGCACCUCCGAAGCCAGCCAUCAAACCCAAGCCGGCAGUUUCAGCUGUUACAAUUUCCAAACCAGUCGCACCCUCCUUCCCAGCGAGCAGCAGUUCGCGCAAGGCUCCACCGCAACCACUGUCCUCUAGUUCGAUUAGCUCAACCUCAUCCUCUAAUGCUUCAAAACUUGCAAUAACAAUUGGACAAUCCGGCGCUUCGUCGGACACUAGAAUAGCACCACCGCCUCCACCUCCUACAGCACAACAAAGGCCCACUUUGCCGCUUCCCACCAUGCCGCUCGCGGUUCCAACCUCAACGCCUAAAGCUAAGCAAUCCCAGCUGCUGUCUGCGAUGACCACGACUUCGCCGAAUGAGCGAAGUGACGACACGUCGGCCACUGAUUCGGCCGACGCCGAAGAAGAUCCGGAGGAGGGAAUUGGCGACGAAGAAGACGAUGAUCCGAUUGAAGAGGAAGCGGAGGAGAUGAUCAUUGUCGAUGAGCAUCACUUCAAUGCUGUGAUUGAAGAAGAAGCGGAGUUGGACGAAGCAUUCAACGAGCAGGAGCUCGACGGUGAACGAGUGGAAAUCGUUAACGUCGGAUACGAAACAUCUCGAGCGUUGAUUGCUGAUUUGGAGGAUACGGAGACUGCCGCUGUAGCAGAAAGUGCUACUCGCGGUAAAACCGGUGCCGAACUCAAUCCUUCAACCAUGAACUUUGAGCAGUUUAUUGUGGACACCGAAGGUGACACAGAAAACGGACCAAGCAAUGUGGAGAAAGCCACAACGGUGGACUCGAGGACGGCAGCAACACCGGGAAAUGGAAAAAAUAUUAUGUUUGAAAUGUUGGAAAUCGAUGCCGAGGGGAACAAACACACGCGCACAUUGUCCUACGAAGAAGCGUUGGCCGAAGGACAACUACCGGCGACGGAGGCCUUGCUGGCCGGUUCCACCAAGGGUACUACUGCUGGUGGCUUGUCAUCGGGAUCGGGGACGGCGAAAAGCAAAACGAAACCACACUCGCAAGAGCGCAGGUAAGGUGACGCAAUAUAUAUUGUAGGUUGAUAGAAUUUCGUUUGCGUUUGCACCCUUACGAACAGAGCCAUACUGAUAGUGAAAAAGAAGAUUAACCAACCUCUGCCUGAUAAUGCAAGGUUGGAUUGUAUUUAUUUUUUAGUCGUAAGGAUCGUUCCACUCGAAUGUGAGUGUGCAGUCAUAUUCUGAUUGGCAAUUGCGCGAUUGUAGCAUUACAGACAGACAGACAACCGUAUCGAGGGAGCUACAAAUAAUAUUACGUUACACAAGUGUUGACUUUAUUUCUACACAUUGACUGGGAUGAGAUAUUGAUAGAUGUAGUGUUGUGUGUCCCAAAAUUGCAGAACACAUUCUGGACCUGGUAAUUUUCUCCGCUAAUACGUAUUGAGUUCGAGAUGAUUACUUUCUAUUCGGUAGGUGUAAGGUUUAAUCUUGCUUAGGGACGGUAAAACAAAUAGAAUUACAGAGGAAUUCUGGUGGCAAAUUGUUAAGUUGUUGUAAGGCAGAAAAUAUAACUGAUUGCUAAGUAUACUAAGUAUGAUUUUAUAUUUUAAAUUUAUACGAUCUUUAGAGCAGCUUGUUACUUUCG
Molecule: messenger RNA, 4661 nt
Organism: Sabethes cyaneus
Lineage: Eukaryota; Metazoa; Arthropoda; Insecta; Diptera; Culicidae
Product: BRCA2-interacting transcriptional repressor EMSY
Exons: 5
Coding region: 173-4075 (1300 amino acids)
Biological process (GO): regulation of DNA-templated transcription
Cellular component (GO): nucleoplasm
Source: RefSeq, a predicted model, not a curated record